Molecule: messenger RNA, 7974 nt
Organism: Larimichthys crocea (large yellow croaker)
Lineage: Eukaryota; Metazoa; Chordata; Actinopteri; Sciaenidae
Gene: rxrba
Product: retinoid x receptor, beta a
Exons: 13
Coding region: 414-1826 (470 amino acids)
Biological process (GO): regulation of DNA-templated transcription
Cellular component (GO): nucleus
Molecular function (GO): sequence-specific DNA binding; nuclear steroid receptor activity; zinc ion binding
Source: RefSeq, a predicted model, not a curated record
CUCCCUCACUCAGUGACAUGUGAGGCGCGACAUGACCACACGACCCUUCCCCUGCCUCAAACGCACACAAACACAAAGCAAGGCUGCGGUGUUUUGCAGCGUGUCUGAGCCAGUGUUGAGCUGUGAGGCAGCAGCUAAGCCAAAUCCUCCACCAUCAUCAUGUUUUCAUCCGUGCAGGGGGAGGGAGGGCUGGCUACGAGGCAGAGCGGGGGGAGACACAGACACACACGGGGCCUAGCCGCCACAUCUUUCAUGCGAAGAAGCUGUGCCGCAAAACCACCCGUUUUUGGUUUCCCCAAACAACUCCGGCCCGGGCCUCAGUCCGCGGUCUAGAGUUUGAUAUCGGGCUGUUUCAGACGGAAGCACGUCGGCGUGUCGCUGCCAGACAAGCCCCUGAGCCCCCAGACACCACCAUGGGAGACAGCAGAGAUUCCCGCAGCCCAGACAGUUCGUCUGUGUCCUCCCCUCCAUCGGGCCAACGCUCGCCUCCGCUGGUUCCCUCAGCUGCAGCUUCCAUGACCUCCCUGCCACCCAUCACCACCACCGGGGUCAACAGUCCUAUCAGUAGCAUCGGCUCCCCCUUCUCUGUCAUCAGCUCUUCGCUGGGCUCACCAUGUCUACCUGGCACACCAUCGGUGGGUUACGGCCCCAUUAGCAGUCCGCAGAUUAACUCAACAGUGUCCAUGUCAGGGCUCCAUGCAGUGAGCAGCUCCGAUGAUGUGAAACCUCCGUUGGGCUUGAAGCAGCUGUCGCCUCACAGCCCGGGGCCGAUGCUUUCCCAGAAACGCCUUUGUUCCAUCUGUGGAGACAGAUCCUCUGGUAAACACUACGGCGUCUACAGCUGUGAGGGCUGUAAAGGCUUCUUCAAGAGGACCGUGCGCAAAGACCUGACCUACACCUGUCGGGACAAUAAAGACUGUAUGGUGGAUAAAAGACAGAGGAACCGCUGCCAGUACUGCCGAUACCAGAAGUGCCUGGCCAUGGGCAUGAAGAGAGAAGUGGCCAAGAUGAACGACAGAUCUGUUCAAGAAGAGCGGCAGAGGAACAAGGAACGAGAAGGCGAGGUCGAGUCAACAAGUGCGGUUAACGAGGAGAUGCCAGUGGAGAAGAUUUUGGAAGCGGAGAUGGCCGUAGAACAGAAGACGGAGCUUCAUGCGGAUGGAAGUUCAGGCGGCAGCUCUCCCAAUGACCCCGUCACCAACAUUUGUCAGGCAGCAGACAAGCAGCUCUUCACCCUGGUGGAGUGGGCCAAGAGGAUCCCUCACUUUUCUGAGCUGCCCCUGGACGACCAGGUCAUCCUGCUACGUGCAGGCUGGAACGAACUCCUGAUUGCAUCGUUUUCCCAUCGCUCCAUUUCGGUGAAGGACGGCAUUUUACUGGCCACUGGCCUUCAUGUCCACAGGAACAGUGCUCACAGUGCAGGUGUUGGAGCCAUCUUCGACAGGGCGCACAAUGCCGAGGUUGGGGCCAUAUUUGACAGGGUUUUGACAGAGCUUGUAAGCAAGAUGAGAGACAUGCAAAUGGACAAGACAGAGCUGGGCUGCCUUCGAGCCAUCAUCCUCUUCAACCCAGAUGCCAAGGGUUUGUCCAACCCCAGUGAGGUGGAGCUCCUGAGAGAGAGGGUGUAUGCAUCUCUCGAGUCUUACUGCAAACAGAAAUACCCCGAUCAGCAGGGCAGGUUUGCAAAGCUCCUCCUCCGGCUCCCAGCACUGCGCUCCAUCGGUCUAAAGUGCCUGGAGCACCUGUUCUUCUUUAAACUGAUUGGGGACACGCCCAUUGACACCUUCCUGAUGGAGAUGCUAGAAGCGCCUCACCAGCUCACCUAGAAGAGCCAGGUUCGGUCCGGUCAGGAUCCGAUGUGCACCAGGAUUACCAACACGUCACGCCGUGUUGGGUCGUUGGCUCUUCUCGUUGGGCCUCACUUAACUGCAGCACCUGCGGGCUUUAAUGUACCGGCUGUACACUUGUACACACACAUACACAAAACACACACAUAUUCCCUGUCAUCGACUAAUUAUCUUCACACAUGCAGAUCUUACUUGGAUACAUGACUUGACGACAUAACUAAUACACAGAUAAUAUGGCUCUGAAUGAACAAUAUGCUAACACACACACACACACACUAUCACCAACUUUUCCCGUAUUCAGUUUUCCACCGUUGGGGUUAUGACUCAAGGAAUAUUAUCCCCUUUUUAUCACACAUAUACAGUAAAUGUCUUAAUUUUAAGUUAGCCUUCAGUUUUCACAUCUUCAUCUCACAGUGGGUUUUUGCUUCUGCGUAACUGGUAAACCUCCCCUGUUUUUACCUGGGUUACUUUGUUACACUUCUAGCUCCACCUCUGUAUACUAUAUCCAUCACUAGCCGGUUAGUUGUUCAUGUAUGGUUUUAGCUUAAAAUCAGGUGCGUAGCAUUUCAAUCAACUGUCCACUGUCAAACAAAUUCACUUCUUAUUUGUCAGGAGGUGUCCGAUAAUGGACAGGCAGACACCCUCCCAGUGAGUUCAUCCAAGCUCAGAAACAUUGAAAUAUUUUAUGCUUUUUCUUUUUUUUUUUUUGAAUAUUCAUGCUGAAACUUGUUAGAGUUUCAAUUUUGAAGUACUGUACUCAUGAAAUGAGAGCUUUUUCCAAGGCAUUGAAAUCCAGGAAAAGGGGGGUGGGAGCACUUUGUUAGACAGACAAACUUUGUCCCUCCCACCCUGAUGCGCACAGCGGGCUUUGUAAGACAAGAAGAAUGACUUGAAUUUAUUUUCUUUUUGUUUGUUUGUUUCCUAGUUUUGAUUUUAUCCUUUUCUCUACUUUGGCAGUUGGUUGGCAUUUUAAACAGCUUGAGGCUCACAGGAAGUACAGCUUUGUGUGAGACAAAAUCGUAUUUGUUAGUCUUUUAUCUCCCCUUUUCCCCGGAUCCUCCCUUUGCUGGUGGUCAUUUAUGCACUUUUGUGAGUUGUAACUGUGUAAAUGUUCCCGUUUCCUAGAAAUGACCAUCUAUUCUCAGACACCUAAGAUGACCUUGAAGGUACUAUGUGUAGGGUUUUCUCAUUAUUGCAUCAAUGCCAAGUCAGAUGUGAUGACUUGUUAUAGAACUUAUAGCUAAAGCUAAAUAAUUGGCCACUUCCUGCGCAGAUGAUAACCAGGUUUGGGAAUUCGUACUAACUACCAGUCAAAUGGUUGAAAAUGUUAGCUAGCGUCAGGUAUAUUAGUCUGUCCUAACGCCCAGUCCAGCUGAAAGUCCAUCAUUCUUCAUAGGUUGCUCUUUAUUCCAAGAAUCUUCCUUGUAUCAUCUGUCCAUUCAUGGCAAGAGAAAGCAAUGCUGUGCUCUUUGAACAAUUCUGCGUAUCAUUAGUCAGCCUCUGUCCAAGGUGUGCGCCUAUUGUUCAGUGAGACAGUUGGAUAAAUAAAUAAGUAUGAUGUUUGACUCAUCCACCCAGCAGCUAGAGUAUUGAAGUGUCCUUGUACGAGAUACUUGCGUGUUUUGUAUCGAAGAUGCUGCACUCUGUCGCCUCCGUAAAAAGAGGUGUGAAAAGCUGACUUUGUGUGCAACACACACAAAACAUCAGCAGCAGACGGGUAAAGGAAAGAUCAGGUGAAUUUUUCUGACAGAGGCAAUAAUGCAACAUUUAAUUUCACCUGGUGGUCAAUCAGUACACAAUUUGGCUUAUCUGCAAUACCUUUGCAGCCCACUGCUCACGGAUGGAUGACUGGCUGUGGAUAUAGAUGUUUGAAUCACAAAGGACCUCUUGUGUGUCAUGUUACUGUAAAGCAAUAAUGAAAAAGGUUAGUGCUAUAUAAUGGAAAUCCUACACCUACUACCUGCUGCUUUGGAAACUUUAUUCAGUGUGUAUUGGCUCAAUGCUUGCCACUUUUGUACAGUAGAUGUAAAUAAUAAAAAAAAAACAACACAUGCAGAAACACAGGCCUGUUCACACUCACGUGAAUGUGAAAUACGAACACAAUUUAAAAGCUCUAUUUUUUGCUGUUGAAUCAACAUUCGACUUGUAAUAACAUCACCAUGAAAUUGUUAUUGAGCCCAGGGCCAAACCACACCUCACUGCUGCUUUUGCACCAACUUCUGCCAAUGUUUCCUGUUGUUCUUGUUAAUUGAUUGGCUGGAUUUCAUUGACAAUGGCACUUGACAUUUACUGUGAUUGAAAUUUGUGGGCAACUGAAUCUGAGUAUUGCAGUGAAAAGUCAAAUGCAGCUACCGCAUUAUCAGGAGAUAUACAGUAAACUAUGAAUUAAACCGUCUACACGUGCUCAAAGGUGAGCAAUACUGGGUACACAUAAAGAUUUAUUACCAUUUUGUUAGUAAAGUAUUUAAAAGAGUGUUGGCGUUGUGGGUAUAUUUAGCCACAGUUAAUAGAAAUUAGAAACGUACAUUUUGCAGUAUCAUUCUACAGGGAAGAGGUACAGCUGUCCUCCACCAGGUGCUAAAUAACUAACAUGGUCUUUUAGUUUAAGACUUGCACAUUUUCAUCAAUGCAAACACAGUAUGCAAGUACACAGACAAAUCAUAAAGCCAUUCUCCACUCUUUGAACAGGUCUGCUUAAAGUGUAGAUUUCUCUCUCCCAACAUUUUUUUUUCUUUUUGUUACUUUAUGACCCCAAACUUUGUCGCAGACUCCCAACUAUAGAACAUGAACACCAGCUGUGCUCGUACAUUCUGGCUGUGACUGAUAAGUCUCUGUACUCUACCAGACACAGCCAGUGUCUUUUGUAUUUUAGAAAGCAGUUCGGCUGGUGAAAGACGUGAAAGUAGCUGUUAAAUAUUUGGGCUACUUUGACCAGAAUGAGCAAUGUGCUUCCUGCCCUGCAGAUAGUCCAAAUACUUCUUCUCAGAGAGGAUCCUUAGCCUCCCCCAUGUGAUGUGGACUUGGAGGCUGGCAGUUAGAUAACCUGUAAAACAGGUGGUUUUGUUUAACAUGUCAGUAAGUUGGUCUAACCUUAGAGUUAUGUGUUGUUUCACUUUUUUUUUUCCUCCAUCCAUACGUACGUACAGCCAAGUCAACAAAGUAGUCUCCAGAUGUCCGUUCAUUUCCUACGUGCAGAGAGGAGUCAGCCUCUUGUGCACCACUGCCUUAUCAUUUUGAAGUUUGUUUGAAAAGAAAAGCAAGGUGGUGACAAACCAGCAUCUGCUCGCAUUCGUGUACUGUGGUGCCGUAGGGUCUCAGUGCUUUGGUGGCAUCGGUUGGUUCAGACGAGCUAACACUAGCAGUCUGAGUUUUGAGACUUGAGUUUGGAUUUUUAGGCCACCGGGCUUUGAGAUCUUUGAUCUGGUUUAGAGCUCAGCUAUCCUAAAACAGUUGGCUGACUAAGGUGUGUGCUUUUGUGAUUAAUCUCAUCUUCUGUUAGAUUGACAACUUUCUCUGCAGGAUUUUAUUUUUUGGGGGGGCUUCCUCUGUUGAAUGUUUAAGUCUGCUGCUACUGCAUCAUGUUUAUAGCCGGGGAUGGGAAUGAUACAGUGACAUUAAAAAUACUCGUCAAGUUCACAUCGGACUGAGCAAAUGUUGAUGAUUCAUCAAAAAGUCAAAAUAUGCAACUUCUUCAUAUUCAUAUUGUGGUAACAUUGUUGUCAUGCAAUAUGUGCAUCGUCUUUCUGGCAUUCAUAAAUCUAAGCUUAGUCUGUUACAUCAGUUCAUAUUAAUUGGCAGAGAAAUGAUUCAGACUUCCCAUCCCUCCAUAUAACAGCACUGCAUUUAAGUUCUGCUAUGCCAUUUCUAUAUUUCUUUACAUUUUACUCCGAGCUUAGGUCAUUCAGAGGACGAUAAACAGUAAACAAAUAAAAGCUAUACAGUCAGUGCAGGUUCUGUAUGCUAGGCCACUUUAUGCUUUGCUGAGCAGGUAGACUGUUUUAGCAAGAGCUGGUGGUUCGGUAGUUCAGUUUAUGUUUUAUUUUUAUUUUUAGCAUUUGUCAUAGAGUAUGUGUGGCCACAUGUGUAUGCUUUUAUGCACAUGUGUAUGGAAUCUGUCUGCAGCUACGCCUUUUGACUGGCAGAUACUAUAGCUUUGGCUGUGAUGUGCUGAGCGCUGUUAAAAUUGGAUUUGUUGAGCAAAAUAAUGAAAGGAUGCACAGAGGAAAAGGAACCAAGCUGGAGGGGUGAUUAACUGGCGCUUGUUGACCUGAUGCUUUAUCAACACAACCCAGCCUCCUCCCUUCCUUCACUUUGCCCUGUCUCCACUGCUUUACUUUAAACUUAACAAAUGCUUAUUCACUCGCCCGCGUGGGCUGAAAAUUACUGGGCUUUGCAUUGGAAUGGACUUGUAAAAUAAACCUAUGAUUCUUGGAUUCUUGGUUUGAAAAGGAUGUGAAGCUUUUCGUGGGACAAGCAUUGGAGAGCUGUAAGGAAGGGAUUCAGUGCCGUGUGUCCCUCUUUGCUUACUUUACUUGACGGCAGAACAGCGACGAUCUGCAGUCACCAUGGGAGACCGCUGGAUCGCACCGCACUGCCCACAAAUGUUUGUCGUUGCAACCGUGUGCACUCAAGGCAGACGCAUGCUGUGACCUUUUGACUGUGUAGCAGUAUUGUUGUCGCCAUCUUUGUUACAUUUUGAAAUUACUCGCUUUUUUGAAAAUAAAGACAUUGAUGACAUAUGCUUUUUUCGAAAUGGAUCGCAGGCUGUGACUGAAGAAUUGAUCAUCGUAUAUAGAUAAGAUAUCAAGGCGGCAUUUUUACCUAUUGACACAGGCCCCCUGGAGCCAAGGCCCAUCCAGUUAUGAUCAAUGAGGCAGUGUGUGCUAUGCAGCCUUGAAACCACCACCCUCACUGGUUUAUUUAUCACUGCCAAGCUGUUUGCGGAUGUGGCCGUUGAAAUGCAGGGCCACUCAGUCCCUUGUGCUUGUUUUUCAUGUAUGUUGUGAUUAUUGCGCAGCGCACUAAAGAGUGUGCGCUAACCGUGGCCUGUGUAGUGCAUACUAAAGAGGGGCCCUAAUAGGAAUGGAAUGACAGCUCGUGUGGAGAGGGGAGGACUGGUCACUGGAGGGAGAAGUAGACCAGUGUGUGGUCCCCUCUGGGUGCUCAAGCUGUGCAUUGGUGCUUUUUAUAGGGCCCCCCCUCCCCGCUUGAAAACGUCUGCUUUGGUUUCCAAGACACAGGGAAAUGCAUAUAUGAGUGAAAUGCAAAUAAGGAAUGAACUAACAGGGCUAGUCUAGCCUAGCACCAGACCUGCUAUUCUUCAAUUGGAUGUUUUCUGCAACCGGGUCCACUGUUGGUCCACCUGUUUUUUUGUGUGUUUACAGUACUGAGUCAUGUGUGGCUGUAGCUGGAUACUACCAGCAAUAAAAAAACAAAACCUUCAGAAUCUGUUUCAGAUUGUAAGGAGGGGAAACUGUGGCUCUAAUUGUAGAUGCACAGUGCAAAGGCCACUAAAAAUCCACAGGUCUGGUUUGCAGGAGACACCUCUGAGCAGGACCUGGUUACAUUGAAUGAACUUGAUGGGAGGGAUCAACUGAAUAUGAUGCUCUCUUUGAGGAGGAGGUGGUUGUCGGGGUUUUUUAAAAGUCAGAGAGUAGGUGGGGAGAAAAGAAGGGCAGGGACUUAAAGAACUCUGAUCAGGUCUUCACUUGUCGAUCGAGAAGAAAAAACAGAAAACCUAUUUUCCAGUAGAUCUAGAAUCUUCCUUAAGUGUUUACUCUUCACCAUAAAAAAAAAAAUUCACACACUGUUUCUUUGUCUGGUUUCCUGUCUCCCUCUUCUCCGACUAUGCUCUUCAUCUUUUGUUUAUUACAAAGUAUUAAACAAAUACAAGAACUGUAAAAUCCGAUUGGAAUCUGUCACUCUUAUUUUUAUUUUCUCUCUUUCUCUCGUGUCUGUUCUUUCUCCUGUUUGUAUCCUAUUCCAUCGUACAUGUGGAGCUGAUUGACUAUUGUGUGCUUUGGGGAUUGAAAGAAGAAAAAAAAAUAUGAAUAAUUUUUUCAGUCAUUAAUUCUGAAUCUUGUUUCUGUUUGUUGUAUCAUGUCCGAGUAAAGGUUUUAAUACUGUA